GGGGUAACAAGUCUGUACAGACCCGCAGAAGGUCCGCUUGUACUGUGUUUUGAUGCAGACACAUGCCCACUGUCUAAGGCAGAAAUGUAUCUUAAUCACUGUAGGUCUUGUAUAAAUAUCUAUACUAGAUCCGCAGCAACAUUGGAACGACGAAUAGCUGAGGCAACUGUCGGAACUUCUGGGAAAAAAGAUGCAGUCCCAGAAGAAACAAAAACUGACAAGGACAAUUCAAUGGAAGCCCAGGCUGAAACUGAAAAGAAUAACAGUUCCAAUAAAGACAAUGAUGCAGACAAGCACAAUGAUGAAGGGUUGAAUAAUGACAAUGAUGCAGAAGAUGAGAUCAAUGCCAAAAGCAUUGAUGAAGAUGACAAUGAUGAAAAGGAUGAGAUCAAUGCCGUAAUAAUUGAUGAGGAUGACAAUGAUGAAGAAGAUGAGAUCAUUACCAAGAUGAUUGAUGAUUCAGUUAAGGCAGCAACCAAAAUCAUUGAUGAUUCAGUGAAGCUGACAAUGACACCGGAAACAAACAAUGUUGGACUCACAUUAACACAGGAAACUAUCAUGAAGUUUCCGGAGUUUUUUGAUGGGGCUGAAGCUUCAAACGCAGGGUUCGAUAAAAAUCAUUCAGUGUCACAAGGAACAGAUUCAGUUACACAGGAAACUAUCUCCAAGUUUCCAGAAUUUUUUGAUGGGGCUGAAGCUUCAUAUGCAGAGUUGAAUAACGAUGAUUUAGUGAAAAAAGAUUCAGUGCCACAGGAAACAGAUUCUGAGCUAGUGUUGGUACCAGAUGCGAUGCAUCAGGAGAACCCUACAAAAUCUGACUCGAAUGUAGUCAUAAAUGCAACUCCAUUAAAGUCAAUAAAGCCAGAUGAAAUAAUUGACUUGGACAAUGUCACUCCAAAGAAAAGAAAAAAGCAUAAUAUGCUUUAUUCUGAUAAUACAUAUCCUGAGCGUCGACGGGCGGUGAAGAAAUCGAAAUACCUUGCAAGCCCAUAUGAUGACGCUGUCCACAAGUCUGCUGCAACGGAGUUGCAGAAAAAAUUAUCAACAUAUGCUUGGAACCCGGAGCUUGAUAAGGAUCACAUUAUGUACUGCUCAGACAACAAGGCUCAUUUGUAUUCUCUACAAAGGGCUGACUUCUGGACACUUCAAAAAGAUGAAUGAGUAUCAUGCUUUGUCAUAAACAGUUGGGUUAAUUGUUUAAAUUGGAAUCAGCAGGACAACAUGACAAGACUAGUGACACCAUUGGUUAAUUAUUUUGACAUGGAAAGAAUGCCUCCUGUAACUAAAUCAAUUGCGCACUGGAGAUUCGUUGACAGACUGAAAAAUUUUAAGUACAUGGAUUGGAAGGCCAUUGACCCUACAAAGCUAGAAUACAUCAUGACACCAGCAAUAGCUGGCAAUCCAGGAAGCCAUUAUGUCUGCUUUGUCGUCAAUUUUAAAAGCCACAAAUUUGAAUUCCUAAACAGCUUGACGGGGGGAGGAGAGAAAUUGCAGUUACCAAAUGGUGAACCUAGCUUAUACAAACAGAUGUUUGAUGUUUGGCUGAAUGAGGUGGAAGCAUUUGUGACAGAAUUAUAUAAGUUAUGGAAAAUCAAAAUGCCUUUCCAAUUCACCACAUUCAAUUGGGAUACACCAAAGGUGCCUACUCAAGUUGAUUCAGACAAUUGUGGAGUGUUUUGCAUGAAGUUUCUUGAUGAAUGGGGUGGUGAAAUGCAAUCUUUCAAAGGUUGGUCCAAACUUAGGAAACAUGGGGACAAUGGAAAGAUUGCAAAAAUUAUGGAUCUCCGCAUUGAUCUAUGUUCAGCUAUAUUAACCAACUCUAGCAAUUCCAGAAAAGAACAAGUGCUGAAGGAUGCAACUUGAUGGUUUUUUUUUUGACAAAGAAGCAACUUGAUGGUUAAGCACUACAAUUUGUAAAAUGGUUUGAUGCUUCUCUGUAAAAUGGUUAGAAACCAUUAGUGGUAUUAAAUGGUUUCAAGCUGUUGUACAAAGAAACCAUUUGGCAACAGGGUUUAGGAUGUUUUAAACAUUUUAAUAUUUGUUUACAUAACAUUUUAGUUUUAAUGAAUUUUACUUUGUAUGGUAAAA
Trifolium pratense (red clover) is the source of this 2088-nucleotide messenger RNA. Its product is annotated as kinesin-related protein 4-like. The transcript has 9 exons. The record is from RefSeq and is a predicted model, not a curated record. Lineage: Eukaryota; Viridiplantae; Streptophyta; Magnoliopsida; Fabales; Fabaceae. Bases 85 to 1161 code for a protein of 358 amino acids.